Arabidopsis arenosa is the source of this 2005-nucleotide messenger RNA. The record is from the annotation of a GenBank genome assembly. NCBI's taxonomy places the organism in Eukaryota, Viridiplantae, Streptophyta, Magnoliopsida, Brassicales, Brassicaceae.
UUUCUACUCACAACGUCUAACACUCGAAAAAGAAAAGAAACAGAAUGAGCGAGACGACGAAAGGCUCAGGAUCGUAUCCGAUCAAAACCAUCGUCGUUUUGGUUCAAGAAAAUCGUUCUUUCGACCAUACCCUAGGCUGGUUUAAAGAACUAAACCGGGAAAUAGAUGGCGUCACGAAAUCUGAUCCCAAAUCCAACACGGUUUCGUCCUCCGACCCAAACUCUCUUCCUGUAGUCUUCGGCGACCAGUCUCAGUACGUUGACCCGGAUCCAGGUCAUUCCAUUCAGGAUAUCUACGAACAAGUGUUUGGUAAGCCAUGGGAUGCAGGUAAACCGGAUCCAAACCCGGGUCCAGCUACCAUGUCCGGUUUUGCUCAAAACGCUGAGAGAAACAAGAAAGGGAUGUCCUCUGCAGUUAUGAACGGAUUUAAACCGGAUGCUUUGCCGGUUUACAAGGAAUUGGUUCAAAAUUUCGCCAUAUGUGAUAGGUGGUUCGCGUCGGUUCCAGCAUCGACGCAGCCAAAUCGAUUGUACGUACACUCGGCAACAUCACAUGGAGCAACGAGCAACGACAAGAAAUUGCUAAUCGAAGGGUUUCCACAGAAGACGAUAUUCGAGUCUCUCGAUGAAGCUGGUUUUAGCUUUGGCAUUUACCACCAAUUCCCUCCUUCUACUCUCUUUUAUAGGAAUUUGAGAAAGCUGAAAUAUUUGACACAUUUCCACCAAUACGGUAUACAAUUCAAGAAAGAUUGCAAAGAAGGAAAGCUACCGAACUACGUCGUGAUCGAACAACGUUGGUUUGAUCUAUUGUCAAUUCCGGCCAAUGACGAUCACCCCUCUCACGACGUUUCCGAAGGUCAAAAGCUCGUGAAAGAGGUCUACGAGGCAUUGAGAUCGAGUCCUCAAUGGAACGAGAUUUUAUUCAUUAUAACGUAUGACGAGCAUGGUGGAUUUUACGACCAUGUACCUACUCCGGUCGACGGAGUUCCUAAUCCAGAUGGUAUUUUGGGACCUCCACCGUAUAAUUUUGAGUUUAACAGGCUCGGAGUUAGGGUUCCGACUUUCUUCAUCUCUCCUUGGAUUGAGCCUGGGACAGUUCUUCAUGGGCCAAAUGGGCCGUUCCCAAGGUCACAAUAUGAGCAUUCGUCAAUUCCCGCAACGGUCAAGAAAAUUUUCAAACUCAAAGAUUUCUUGACAAAGAGAGAUUCAUGGGCUGGCACUUUUGAAUCCGUUAUUACAAGAGAUUCACCAAGACAAGAUUGCCCUGAAACAUUAUCAACUCCGGUUAAACUAAGAGGGACAGUGGCAAAAGAAAAUGCAGAACUAAGCGAAUUUCAAGAAGAGCUUGUAAUAAUGGCUGCGGGAUUAAAAGGAGACUACAAAAACGAAGAAUUAAUCCACAAGCUAUGUAAAGAAACUUGCGUUGCAGAUGCUUCUAAAUACGUUACAAAUGCGUUUGAGAAGUUUCUAGAAGAGUCUAGAAAGGCAAGAGAAAGAGGAUGUGAUGAGAACGACAUCGUUUAUUGCGUCGAUGAUGAUGAUGAGCAUGUUGUGAUACCACCACAAUCACAUUCAGAAGCAUCAAAUGCUCCUCCUGGAUCAAAAGCGCAAACGUCUCUUUUCAAUAAGUUAUUCUCUUGCUUUGUUCGCCAUGAAAAAUGUCGCCGCCUAGUCUGUGGUAGAUCAAUCGGGUAUCGUCAAGCUAGAGGUUUCUGUUCAUCGAUUGGUAGCAACGGAGAGGCUGUCGGCGCGCGGGGUGUCAUAUUGCGAGGUAUAGCUCUGACUACGGGAUAUAGCUUAGGUAUUAUUUUACCGGGCCGUGGCGAUAGUGCACAGGUAUUUGAGGAGAAGCUGCUAAAGGAUGUGAGGGAUACUCAGGAAUACUUUGAGCUGAUAGAUUCACGAGCUGGUUUAGUGUCUGACGGAAAAUUCUAAUUCUUUUGAAGCUUUGUAUUUAUUUGGUCAUUGUGGAGUAAGGCACACGUAAAUGAAGGAAUUGCUUUUGC